AUGGCGCAAGCAACCGACAAGAUCAGCGAUGAGCGCUUCCUGCUUAUUCUAUUCGAGCACAAGAGCUCCAAGAUGGAGUGGAAAUCGAUUGCUGAGCAGUGCGGCAUGCGCAACGGAAAAUCAGUUCUGAAGAAGCGUAUCGAGGCUUCCAAAGGUGUCGUUGGCACUGUCAACAGUGAUGGCACUCCCAAGUCGGGCAAGAAAGGGAAUGGCAGUAAGGCGAGCUCCAUGCCUUCGAAAAGGAGAGCCGCUUCUGGGAAUGGAGACGAAGAUGACGAGGAGAGUACCCCACUCAAGAUCAAGUCUCAGGGAAUCAAGAAGGCUAAGCUUGAGGCUUGCGAGGAGGCUAUCACGAAAGCUGAGACAGGCAGCGAUGACGGGUGGGCUUGA
Recurvomyces mirabilis is the source of this 390-nucleotide messenger RNA. RefSeq lists its product as uncharacterized. The transcript has 3 exons. The record is from RefSeq and is a predicted model, not a curated record. The coding region runs from base 1 to 390 and encodes 129 amino acids. Lineage: Eukaryota; Fungi; Ascomycota; Dothideomycetes; Mycosphaerellales; Teratosphaeriaceae.